AAAAAAUAUUUGUUAGAUUGUAUACACAAAAAGUAAACAAAUAAUUAAUAAUGGAGAAAAUGCAUCAACGAUUUCACCUCUUAAACGAGUUUUUCGGGAGCUCCAGCUGUUAAUUACAGCUACAUAAUUUAUUUUCUUAAACCAGCUAUGCUAAAAGAAAAAUCAGUCUAGUUUGAAUGCAAUUUUUGUUAGCGUGACAUUUACUGUAAAACAAACUUCUCUAAGAUCCAUUUGCGGAGUUCUAACCGUCUCCAAUUCUUAUACCAAAAUGUUACUAUGAGAAAGUCCAAUAAUAUACAGUCUAUUUCUUCUGAAGUGCUGGCUAAAAUAUUUUCUUAUGUGGAUGAUAAAGAUUUGUGCAACAACAUACCUUUAGUUUGUGAAAAGUGGAAACGUGUAUCAUCGCGUUCUUUAUUAUGCAGAGACGUAAGUUUUGAAGGAAAACUAAUUUCAUCGAAGGAUAUUUGCUUCAUGUUACACAAUGCUCCACAACUAAAAUCUGUGAACUUGGUAUCAGUUGAUGAUGUGGUUCCAGUUUUGAGAGAAAUUUGCAGAUGUAAUAAGAAUGUUGAAAAACUUACAGUGAAGCAAUGUUCCUCUCAAGGAAAUUUAAUACCUGAAGACGUAUUAAUCAAUGUACUUCUCUCACUGAAAUCUCUUCAAAGUUUGGAGCUUAAACAAACAAAAUUUACAUCACACAGGUUCUUUGAGAUUGUUGCAUUGCAAUCCAACAUUACCUGCAUCGACGUCAGUCUGAAUGAGUUUAUAACCUUGAGUGACUUGAGGACGGUGGUACACAACAGCAGGAUUCUUGAGUUCAAAAUGUCACACAGAUACAAAACACCAAAGAUUUCUGACCAGGAAAUGGCUCAUUUAAUAAAAACAAUGAAACAGCAUAUAACUUUACUUCAUAUGGAUAUGUGCGGAUUGGGAAAUUACACAUAUAAUGAAAUUUUUGGCUGCUCAAACUUGACUGACCUUAAAAUGAACAAUGCAAUAAACUUGAGAUUAGAAUUACUAUACAAAAUGUCAAAGUCCUUGAGAAAAAUACAACAUUUAAAGAUUGAAGGCCCAUCAACAAUCACAAAAGGAGAUCUACAAAGAGGACUCUUUGUCGAUUCAACGUUUGCGUGCCAACUUAAUACUUUGAAGCUAGAGUAUUAUAGUUCUUUUAAUAAUGAAGAAUGUUGCAAAGUUCUCGAGGUCUGUACAAAUUUGAAGAAACUUAGCUUGAAGGGGUGUAGCACCGUGACUAUUGAAGGUAUAUGUAAUGCCUUGGUAAAACUAACUGGACUUACAUUCCUAAAUUUAGCAUUUCUUCAUGUCUCAACUUUUAAUGCUCCUAAUAUAUUUAAUCUUCCAUGUUUGAACAUUUUUAUUACUGAUGACACAUCAUAUGAAUUAAAUAAUAUGUCUGCUUUGCCACAGACUACUCACCUUAAAAUCAUUCAACUUACAAGGAAGAGCAAAAAGUUUUAUUGACCAGUAUUAUAUUAUCUGUGUUCAACGAAUUUCAUGUAAAUUACAUAUACUUCUAUGAAAAAUAUAAAAGAAUAAACACUAAA
Molecule: messenger RNA, 1565 nt
Organism: Homalodisca vitripennis (glassy-winged sharpshooter)
Lineage: Eukaryota; Metazoa; Arthropoda; Insecta; Hemiptera; Cicadellidae
Exons: 4
Coding region: 277-1482 (401 amino acids)
Molecular function (GO): protein binding
Source: RefSeq, a predicted model, not a curated record